Eurytemora carolleeae is the source of this 4043-nucleotide messenger RNA. RefSeq lists its product as uncharacterized. Bases 1 to 2991 code for a protein of 996 amino acids. The record is from RefSeq and is a predicted model, not a curated record. The transcript has 12 exons. NCBI's taxonomy places the organism in Eukaryota, Metazoa, Arthropoda, Copepoda, Calanoida, Temoridae.
AUGGAAAACUCGGGGAACUAUCGGAGGGUUGAUGGAGACACUGUCGCGAAGGAAAGAAGUAGAAACUAUCGUAGGGUAGAAGGAGAGGCUGUCGGAAGAAAAAAAGAGGAAUCGUCGAAGGGUUUAUGGAGCAAGUGUUUGAGGGUAUUUGUAGGAACUGUCGGAGGAAUGAUGAAAGAUGUGAACCUACAUGAAGAUCGAGAUUUACAGAUUUGUCUUGGACACAUAACAGACUCCAGGCUCACACAACCAAACCCAUCCAUCCUUAACUCAGGUAUUGGCUCAUCCAGCUCAGGGUCUCGGGUCAGUCAUUCCAGCUCAUCCAACAAUUGCUCAGAUACCAGUCAUCCCAUCCGUUCUACAGAUUCAUCGUUUAGUCAUCCUGCUCCCAGUAAUAGCACAGAUGUAAGACUAAUGCAGGCUCAAUCUCUUCUAAGCUCAGGCUCACGAUUGAGUUAUACCGAACCCAUCUCCGACCCUCGACUCCAAUAUCCAGAAUCCGCUCAAAAUUCUGAAUCCAGACUUACACACCAUGACCCAUCCAAUCCCCGGAUAAUUCCCCGCUCCGAUUCUCUUAAACCUGAAUUAAAUAAUUCAGUCCAACCACCUGGUGGCACAAAUAUACUUCAAGUAAACCUAAACUCUGAAUCCUGGAUUCAUCCGCCUCCGACAAAUGUAGAAAUUCAUUCUGAUUCACCUUUUAUUUCUCCGCCCGCCAACCCUGUAAUUUGUCCGCCGGAGUUUUCAGAUUAUAAUGCGAGCAAUCCAGCUUCUCCAGCCAGCCGAUACAACAUAAACCAAUCCAUCAAUCAAUCUGAUACUCGUACAACUGAGAUUAAACCUGUCAACUCUCUGCCAUUCAUUGUUCAAAACCAGCCCUGCUCAUUUACCCACCCAGAGAAGUGGUCAAUCCAACCAAACCCGUCACAGGACGCUAGAAGGCAUUCUCAAAAAAUCUCUAAAAUUCAUUCUGAAACUAUCCGACGGCAUUCUAACUAUGAAAACUUAAAUCAGAAAACAGAUUCUAACUCACUAAAAUCAAGUUUUAAUCAUCUAAAUUUAAAAUUUGAUCAACCCCAAUUAAGCGAUGGAGAAAAUCAAUUAAAAUCAAAUCAAGAAGGAGUUAAAAUUAAAACGAGCUUGGAAUCAAAUCUUUUAAAUCGAAGUCACAACAACGUUUUCAUCAGCCAAGAGAAAUUUCCUCAAAACUACAGGUUUGAAUUAAAAGAUAUCCACGAUAUCAAAGAGAACACGGAGUCAACAAUUCUUUCAUCACCUCAUACCGAACCCUCUAGACAUCACUGUCAUUCUCAUCAUCACAAUCUUACACAGGUUCAUCCUAUACCCACUCCUCAAACUGGAUACCUGGAACACAAAUCAUCCAGUCCUAAACUAAACCUGGAGCAAGGAUCAUGGCAUAAACUAGACCUGGUUCACAAUUCCUCAAGCUGUAAAAAAGACCUGGAGCAAGGAUCAUGGCAUAAACAAGACCUGGAGCUAGGAUCAUGGCAUAAACUAGACCUGGAACAAGAAUCAAGGUCUAAACUAGACCUGGAACAAGAAUCAAGGUCUAAACUAGACCUGGAGCACAACUUAUCAAGGUCUAAACUAGACCUCGAGCAGGGAUCAAGGUCUAAACUAAACCUGGAGCAAGAAUCAAGGUAUAACCUAGACCUGGAGCAAGGAUCAAGGUCUAAACUAGACCUAGAUUUAGAAUCAGAGGAAAACCAGACACUAGAACGGACUGAGACAAGGGUUUGCUCUUCUCUACAAUUAGAUAGAAAAUUGGAUGAUCUGAAAGAUCUGAAUGAACUGAAUGAACUGAAUGAGGAUGAAGAGGAUGAGGAUGAAUCAUCAGACAACAAACUUCUGAUCAUCCCACCCUUCUCUCCUUCCCAGUCAUCCCUGUCAUCCUUUCAUCCUUUCCACUCCUCUCAUCAGAAACCCCCCAGUCAUCCUAACCUGGUUGACCGGCUCGUGAAGCUGGGUAGCCAGCCUCAUCUAUCUGACCGGCUUGGCAAACUUGGCAGUCAAUCCUUUCUUCCAGACUUUAUUACGCUCAACAAUAAACCAAAAAGAACUCCUUCCGAGCAGUUAGAUGAAGACCUGGAGCUGGGUUCUCCGGGUUCCCCUCAGGAGACUAUUCUUCCAACCCGGAUACCUGGAGACCUAACCCUCGGGACUAAACCGGUCCGGGGAUCAUGCUUCAAAAACAGGGUGGAUUCAUACAGUGGAUCUUUGUGUGAUGCUUAUAUCAGUGAGUUCAAAUCUCCUAAUUCUCGUCUCUCCUCUACACAAUACAGUUUCUCAUUAGAACGGAUAGACACCUCAAGGCAGAAAAGUACAAGAAACGCUGAGACCCAAACUAUCUCAACCCUAAGUGAUAAUAGAUUUGAGAUAUCUAGAUAUGGGGCUCAGGAGAUUAGAACUUUAAACUUUAAUCUCUCAGAUAAAGCGAGAUCUUUAUCUUCAACUAGUGAUGAGAUUCAAGGAGUACAAAGAGAUUCAGUUAAAGGGAGAGAUGUUCAAAUUAGUGAUUUUGAGAUUCAUAAUGGACAGGACAUGGAAAUACAUAGAGGGAAGGUGUAUGCAGGUGUAUGCAGUGAGAUAGUUAGCGAAGGAGUAGAUGAAGAAGGAGAGAAAGAAGGAGAAGGAGGAGGAGAAGGAUGGGAGUCAAUUGACUCCUACGAAAUGGUUGAAUAUGGAAUCAAUCCUUUUAAUUCUUCACCAACACUUAAACACUCCAGAAGAAAAAGUUGCCUUUGCUGGAAUUCAGAAUCCAAUCCAAGAUCUGAAGCUGUAGAGGCGGAGAGGGAUUCAGGGGGCACAGAGAGUAUGGACAGCGAAUACAUGGUUCGGAACUACAUGACGUACACUCCUGAGAAGCGUGGAGGAGAGAAACUAUUUACCGGAUUCCUUCUCCUCGCAACUCUUCUAUCUGUCGUCUUCCUUUUCUACUAUCAAAACUUCACAGCGGGACUUCUUCACUAACAGAACGCGGCAUUUAUUUUAAAUAGAUUUUAGACGUAAUUUUAUGUAACUCUACAUUUAUGUCCAAUACACGAUGGUAUCCUUUAAACCCUUAAAGCAACUAUAGUUGAAUUCGGACAAUUUCCUAGAUUGUUUCUUCAGUUUAAAUCUGCAUCUGCCAUUUAAAGGAAAAUCCAGAAUUAAAAAUAAUAAUUUUUUUAUUUUAAUCAGCAUAGACAGAUACAGGUUGAAGAGUACUGUCGUGAAUGGACACAAAAAAUGCAAGAAUAAUUGAAAUUACUUCUACAAUAAUAUGAAUAUCUAUUGUUUCAUUUGUUUUAUAAAAAUCAAAAUAAGUACAUUGAUAAAUUCCAAUGCUCAACAAAUGACAUUAAAUCUGAAAAGGGUUGAAAUUGUAAGUUGUAACGCUUAAUGAAGAAAACCCUAACACCACAUAAAAGAUGGAUUUUGAUCGUUUCCCUUGCUCGAUCACCUGGACUACGUAAAAACCAUAUUGUAUUUCGAAACUAUUUUUAAAAACUUUUUGACUUUAUAAUCCAACCGAUUAGAGACACACAAAUAGAGAUGCAUGAUAUUAGAGGCUUGAGUGCUUCUUUAGACCCAAAUAUUUAGAAAAACAGAUAUUUUUUUAUUUGAUUUUAUUAUGAAAAAUGUUCAUGGUUAUUAAAAUUGUUAUGCUCUAUACAAAUGCAGUAAAAAGCGCUGUAGAUAUAUUUUUGAAAUUACUUUAUCAGGAAAAAAACUCCAAAAUUUUCAAAAGCAAAAAAAACUAUUUAAUCUACUUUUUUUAAAUAUUAUUCACAAUUAGCUUUCUUUUUGUAACGCUUUUGCUUACAUGCUUAAGAAGUUAAAAAACGUUGUAAUUAUAAAAAAAAGUUAAUGGUCAAGUUUGCUGGGUUUUAAGGUUGGAAAGAUUUUUAAAAAUCAUAAAAAGUUGAAAUCUAAUUCUGAAAAGUUUAAAUGUGCAAAGGAUCAGGGCAAGCGAGGCUAAAAUGAGAAACAGAAUGUUUAUUAACCACCAUAUUGUGCACUGUUUUCAAGUUUGGAGAUGG